AGAUUCCUAGGAACAUUUUGAGUGCAAUUCUCGUACAGUUGUCGAACCAUUCUGUCAAGCUACACUUGUGUAACCCGUGAUACACCGUUGUAGUAGCUUGAUAUUGCGAUAUUGCUGUCGCUGUGUAUUGCUGCAAAGUGAUUGUCAUGGCUUCGGAACGAUAUAGUUUUUCGUUAACAACUUUCAGUCCAUCAGGCAAGUUAGUGCAAAUAGAAUAUGCCUUGGCUGCAGUAGCCGCUGGCGCGCCUAGCGUGGGCAUUAAGGCGUUAAAUGGUGUUGUUCUGGCUACAGAAAACAAACAUAAAUCCAUUCUCUAUGAUGAGCAUAGCGUCAGCAAAGUCGAAAUGAUCACAAAGCACAUUGGCAUGGUUUACAGUGGUAUGGGUCCAGAUUACAGAUUAUUAGUAAAGCAAGCACGGAAAAUGGCACAACAGUAUCUCCUAGUAUAUCGAGAACCUAUCCCGACUGCACAACUCGUACAACGCGUUGCGAUGGUCAUGCAAGAGUACACGCAAUCUGGAGGUGUUAGACCUUUUGGAGUAUCUCUUCUGAUCUGCGGUUGGGACAAUGACAAGCCUUAUCUAUUCCAAUGUGAUCCAUCUGGCACAUAUUUUGCAUGGAAGGCAACCGCGAUGGGCAAAAACUUUGUUAAUGGCAAAACGUUUCUCGAAAAGAGGUAUAGCGAGGAUCUGGAAUUGGACGAUGCUGUUCACACUGCCAUCUUGACGCUAAAGGAAGGUUUCGAAGGACAGAUGACUGCGGACAAUAUCGAAGUCGGCAUUUGUGACGCAAACGGAUUCAGAAAAUUGGAUCCAUCCAACGUGAAAGAUUAUCUCGCGAAUAUUCCUUAAGCUUAUGUGAGAAUUUCUUUUUUUUUAAUAUAUUCUUGGAUUACUUCGUAAUCGUUAAUCAAUUUGAAUCAGGUUCUUGCAAUAAAUGUCCUUUCUCCAAA
Molecule: messenger RNA, 952 nt
Organism: Mycetomoellerius zeteki
Lineage: Eukaryota; Metazoa; Arthropoda; Insecta; Hymenoptera; Formicidae
Gene: Prosalpha2
Product: proteasome alpha2 subunit
Exons: 3
Coding region: 147-851 (234 amino acids)
Biological process (GO): ubiquitin-dependent protein catabolic process
Cellular component (GO): proteasome core complex; proteasome core complex, alpha-subunit complex
Source: RefSeq, a predicted model, not a curated record